AUGAUUGUCUCGGCACCCAUGCUUCAUUCCUCGGAAGCACAAUGCCGGGACGAUGACUGGACUGGUCUUCGUGACCGAGCAGAAAGACGCAAGAGACAGAAUCGCCUCAAUGUCAGAGCCUACACUCACCUACGCGUUGCUGCGAAGCGCUUCGUGAUAUGUGCACAGGCACAGCGACCUACACGUCACCAUCAUAAUGGCAAGUCGAGUUCAGCAAAGCAUGUGCCGCCUUACUUCCGGAAUCCAACCACAUGGUUCCCUCUGUAUAAGGAACACCUCAUUCCGCUGGUCUUCUACAAUGUCUUCAGGGCAACGAUUACCAACAUUCACAUUCUCUCUCUCACUUCUUUGCUCACCAGUCCAUGUACACCAGACCUUCACACAACACCACUAUUUCCGACACCUUGUCAAGUGCCAGAGACUUUGAAGCCCACCCCCACGCAAAGCUCGACCCCCCACGAAUGUUGGAUUGACAUUUUCCCAUCGGGCGGCAUGCGCGAUAACGCUAUCAAGUUCCGUGAUCAGUUCAGCCAGCAUGAUCUUUGUGCUGACUUAGUGGGCUGCCAAGAAGGCGAUGCCUGUCUUAACCAGCCGGGUAUUAUUGCUUGGUCGGACCCUUGGCAUCCUGAUGGUUGGGAGGUCACGGAAAAGUUUGUCGAGAAAUGGAGCUUCCUGCUCAAGGGUUGUGAGGAUGUCAUGAGAGCGACCAACAAAUGGCGCGCAAUGAGGGACGAGGAGCCGCUUGUAUGGGAGCUGGAGUGAUUUGUCUCGUUGGUGGACUCCUCAUGGUCGCAGAUAUUGCACCGAGUCCGCACAUGAUACUUUGUUCUAUGAGCUCGUUGACCAUUAAUUGGUUUUGAUAAUCGAACAGAGAUUUGCGGAACAAACAGCAGCUUCGAUACCAUAUCUAUCCCUGGGCAUAUGAUGUAUGAUCAGUAGACAUAUCUGAACUGGGGAAUUUCCUUGUCCGUUUUAUCGAGCAGGUUCAAGGACACGUCAUUUCCAACGCCCGUGUCAAGCUCCUCUCUAACGCUGUCACGUCGCUUGUUUUCCCAAACCAGAUAGUAACGAAGGACGAAGCACAUUAAGACUCCAAGACUAUAGCAUAUCAACAUGGCCAAGAAACCGGAGCUGUAAGAUGGUGCUUCCCACUCGAAGAAUAAUUGUGGACCGAUAAUGUUACCAGCACAAUAGGCUAUGAAAAU
Messenger RNA from Colletotrichum acutatum, 1205 nucleotides. RefSeq lists its product as uncharacterized. Lineage: Eukaryota; Fungi; Ascomycota; Sordariomycetes; Glomerellales; Glomerellaceae. The transcript has 2 exons. The coding region runs from base 1 to 762 and encodes 253 amino acids. The record is from RefSeq and is a predicted model, not a curated record.